GGUUAAAAAAUCAAAAACAAUCAUCAGACAAAAGUAAGAAUUCUUUUCAGCAUCAAUAAAUCUUUGUAGUGAUUGAUUGGUCAAACUGUUGCUCUUAGUUUCUUGUGAUUGUCAGCCAUGGGUUCAUUGGGUUCUUUGGUUUCUUGUGAUCAAGAAGAAGUGCUAAUUCAAAAUGUUUGUGAGAUCUAUGACAACCUAUCAACCUUGAAAAGCCUCAAACCUUCAAAAGAUGUUGACACUCUUUUCACUCGACUAGUCCUAACUUGUAUACCACCAUCUCCAAUUGAUGUAACCAAAUUAUCUGGAAAAGUCCAAGGAAUCCAUUCCAAACUCAUUCGUCUAUGUGGAGAAGCCGAAGGUCUCUUAGAGUCGCACUUCUCAACCCUGUUAGGUUCCUUCAACGUCCCACUUGAUCAUAUUAACAUUUUUCCAUACUACACCAAUUACAUCAAACUUGGCCGUCUUGAGUAUACCAUACUUAGCAAUUACAUCACAAAUCAAAACCCAAGUGACAUCGCUUUCAUUGGAUCCGGACCUCUGCCUCUCACGUCGAUAGUAUUGGCUUCAUACCACCUGAGGAACACUAUGUUUCACAAUUAUGAUAUUGACCGGUCAGCCAAUGCUUUGGCUACUAACUUGGUCGCUGCAGAUCCCGACUUGUCGAAGCGAAUGUUGUUUCAUGAUACUGAUAUUAUGGAUGUUACUGCAGGUUUAAGCGACUACGAAGUUGUCUUCUUAGCUGCCUUAGUUGGAUUGAACAAAGAAGAUAAACGCAAAGUCAUUGAUCAUCUGGCUAAGUACAUGGCACCAGGGUCCUUGUUAAUGUUGAGGAGUGCUCAUGGUGCUCGUGGUUUUCUAUAUCCAAUUGUUGAGCCUAGUGACUUACCAGGUUUCGAGGUUCUCGCUAUCUUUCAUCCGAUGGACGACGUCAUAAAUUCGGUGAUUGUUGCGCGUAAAAGUAAGGAUAAAUACCAGUACUAGUUCAUGGAGUAACUGAUUUGUGAGAAUUUGGAUUUAUCUGUCCUCAACCUGCAAAAGUGAGAGAUGCCCGCUUAAUAAAAAUUCCUUUUGUGGAUGUUGUGAGUGUGUGAAGUGUAAGUUCUAUUUUACUUCAAUAAAAU
Molecule: messenger RNA, 1121 nt
Organism: Papaver somniferum (opium poppy)
Lineage: Eukaryota; Viridiplantae; Streptophyta; Magnoliopsida; Ranunculales; Papaveraceae
Product: nicotianamine synthase-like
Exons: 1
Coding region: 118-981 (287 amino acids)
Biological process (GO): nicotianamine biosynthetic process
Molecular function (GO): nicotianamine synthase activity
Source: RefSeq, a predicted model, not a curated record